AUGCCGAAUAUCACUAUGAACUUCGGUAUUUUGGGCGAACCAGUCGACAAGCGUCAAUAUGGUGGCAACAGACUCAAAUUUAUUGUGCAUUAUGAUCACACCAUUCAAAGACAUCCGUUAUUUCCUCGAUUCAAGGGUGAAGUCGUUGAACGAGCACUUGAUUUCUGGGAAAGAACGCUGAGUGUGAGAAGACCACCAAACAGAAAACUCCUUAUUCAAAGAGGAUGCGUUGAACCAUACUACUUCACAGAUGGACGCACAGGAAAGAAGUUCUGCAAACAACGAUGCAAACCUCAUGCUAAAUGCUAUGAUCACAGAGUUCCAGAUCAAUAUGCUUCCGGAUGUGCUCAAGGAACUGGUGGUCACAAUAUACGAGAUGUUUACCAAGACGGGCCAGGAUUUGCACCAAAUCAGUUUGUGAUAUUUGUGGAGGCUGCAAAUAAAGGAGCUUGUACCAGUGGGUCAACAUUGGCAUAUGCCGGUCCAUGUGAAAUGCAUCCAACAACUGAUAGACCAAUCAUGGGAGCAAUCAACUUCUGUCCAGCAAAAAUGGAAGUCGACGAACCUGGUAAAACGAUGUUAGUUGGAACAGCUAUUCAUGAAAUCGGACAUGCUUUGGGAUUUGUGAAAACUAGUUUCGCUUUAAUGCGUGAUGAAAAUGGGAAUCCAAGAACACCCAGGGACCCUAGAACAGGCAAGCCACGAAUGAAUCAAUUCAGACAUUAUGAACCAAGGUGA
Messenger RNA from Trichobilharzia regenti, 738 nucleotides. NCBI's taxonomy places the organism in Eukaryota, Metazoa, Platyhelminthes, Trematoda, Strigeidida, Schistosomatidae. The record is from the annotation of a GenBank genome assembly.